AGGGCCGACCGGAGCCAGUUGUACCAAAGAUCGCACUGUUUCAAUAGUUCUGCUAACGAUAACUCACAUAAAUCGGUAAAAAAAAUGUCUGCGACAAUAGAUGGGGAGACAGAAAAAGCGGUGGAUAGUAUUAUUGAAAGACUUUUGGCGGUUCGAGGAAAUAGACCGGGGAAGGCCACACAAGUUUCUCUCAAGGAGGAGGAGAUUCAAACACUAGUUACGAAGGCAAGAGAAAUUUUUAUGGCACAACCAGUUCUGCUCGAACUCGAAGCGCCGUUGAAGAUAGUAGGUGACGUACAUGGACAAUACCCUGAUUUGCUGCGCUUGUUCGAAUAUGGUGGAUUUCCACCUGAAGCGAACUAUCUGUUUCUUGGCGACUAUGUCGAUCGAGGACCUCAAGGAUUGGAAUGCAUCUGUUUGCUCCUCGCCUACAAGAUCAAAUACCCCGAGAACUUUUUUAUGCUGAGAGGAAAUCAUGAAUGUUCAUCCAUCAAUCGAAUCUACGGAUUCUAUGACGAAUGUAAGCGCCGCUACAGCUUGAAGCUUUGGAAAGCGUUCAAUAUGGUUUUCAAUUGUCUCCCGAUCGCUGCGAUUGUUGAUGAUAAGAUUUUUUGCAUACAUGGAGGAUUGUCGCCCGAUUUGAACAGCAUGGAGCAAAUUCGCCGCAUUUUGCGUCCAACCGAUGUUCCAGACACUGGCUUGCUUUGCGAUGUUCUUUGGGCAGAUCCUGAUCCCAAUAUCCGUGGAUGGGCUGAGAGUGAUCGAGGUGUAUCGUUCACCUUUGGGGCUGACAUUGUUGAGAAGUUCAAUCGGAAGCACGACUUUGAUCUCAUUGUCAGAGCGCAUCAAGUGGUGGAAGAUGGAUAUGAGUUCUUUGCGAGACGGCAGUUGGUGACGGUGUUCAGUGCGCCUAAUUACUGUGGAGAAUUUGACAAUGCGGGGGCUAUGAUGUCCGUGGACGAAACUCUCAUGUGCUCAUUUCAAGUGUUGCGUCCAGCAGAGAAGAAGAAAGGUGUGAUCGGCGGUCGUGUUUCUACUCCAGCAGCAAGCAAACGGUAAAACAGGAUGCACACGAUGACGAGUCUGCAUAGAAAUAAAUAAUUUCAAGUUUAUUCGGAUCAAAUGCGGUUGCUGGGCUUUGUGCGGCGAAUGUGCAGUCAUCUGGUCAGAUGAGGGAGAUCUUUGGAGAAGACUGGUCAAGUUGUACAUCGUCGGAGAAAGUACAGGAAGGUUAGAGACACUUAGAGACUUUUUUGGGUGACAGGUAUGGAUGAAAGUAUAAUCCAUUUAUCAA
Messenger RNA from Guillardia theta CCMP2712, 1294 nucleotides. RefSeq lists its product as hypothetical. The transcript has 9 exons. Gene Ontology annotation, molecular function: protein serine/threonine phosphatase activity. Gene Ontology annotation, cellular component: nucleus; cytoplasm. NCBI's taxonomy places the organism in Eukaryota, Cryptophyceae, Pyrenomonadales, Geminigeraceae. The record is from RefSeq and is a predicted model, not a curated record. The coding region runs from base 85 to 1059 and encodes 324 amino acids.